Messenger RNA from Coregonus sp. 'balchen', 2091 nucleotides. The record is from the annotation of a GenBank genome assembly. Lineage: Eukaryota; Metazoa; Chordata; Actinopteri; Salmoniformes; Salmonidae.
AUGCCGGACCAUGACAGCGACUCCCUCCUGAGCAGACAGACCAAGAGAAGACGAGUGGACAUCGGUGUGAAGAGGACCGUGGGCAGCAACGCCACCAACACAGCAGCAGCUACAACCAGCACCGACAUCGCCUGCGCCAAAGCAGCCAUCUUCAGUGCCAUGAACUCUCUCAACUCCCACCACCACGGCUCCGACGCAGACUCCAUGGACUGUUCCAUGGUGCAGCCACACGGCCCCACUGGGGUCGUCACAGCAACCGAUAACGACUCCAAGUCCAACGUGCUCCGGAAGCUCCUAAAGAGAGCCAACUCGUACGAAGACGCCAUGAUGCCCUUCCCUGGUGCCACCAUCAUCUCCCAGCUCCUCAAGAGCAACAUGGCCAAGAAUGGAGGAGAGAGAGGGGAGAGAGGAGAGAGAGGGGAGAGGGGGGAGAGAGGGGAGAGGGGGGAGAGAGGAGAGAGAAGAGACGGGGGAUUCCCCGGGUCGGGCCUCUCCAGUGGGGGUUCCGAAGCCCCCCAGGAGGACGCCUGCAGUAACUCGUCUCAGGACAGCCCCCAAGAGUGCCUGUCCCCCUUCGGCCGCCCUUCGGCUCUGGGCGCCUUCGACCUGGAGCGCCUCAACGAUGAGCACCUCCGGGCCAAGCGUGCCCGCGUGGAGAACAUCAUCCGGGGCAUGAGCCACUCGCCCAGCGUGUUGGUGCCCGCACGCCACCUCGGAGAGCGGGACCGUGAACGGGAACAACGUGAACGGGAGAGGGAGCGAGAGAUGGACGGGGACAGGGAGAUGGAGAUGGACUGCCCCCCACAGCCGCCUAGCCCCAGGGGAGAGGUGUGCAGCAGAGAGAACAAGAGGAAGCAGCGCCUUCCCCAGCAGCAGCAACAGAGCUUCACCCAGCUGGUGUGCCAGCGUAAAGAGCAGAAGCAAGAGGAGCGCAGGCAGCUGAAGCUGCAGCUGGAAGACAUGCAGAAGCAGCUGCGCCAGCUGCAGGAGAAGUUCUUCCAGAUCUAUGAUUCCACUGACGACUCUGAGCACGACCUGGCUCACGACCUGGGCAACAUGUCUGAGGACAGCGCCGGGAGGUCCGAUGCCGGCGGAGACGACCGAGCAGACCGCUCUGACAACGAGAUGUCAGACCUGGACCCAGGACACUUCCUGGACCGGGCCAGGGCAUUGCUCCAGGAGCAGGCCCUGCUGGCGGAGGGGGACAAGCCCAGGAGAGAGGGGCUGGUCCGGGGGAAAGGUCCUGGUCAGGGUCCCUCCUCCUCCAUGCACCAUGCGGAGGGCAAGCAGCUGGCUGAGACGCUGAAACAGGAGCUCAACUCAGCCAUGAACCAGGUUGUGGACACAGUGGUCAAGGUGUUCGCCAAGCCCCCGCGCCCCGCACCCCCCCAGGUCUUCUCGCCCCUCCCCAUGCCCCCAGAGAGGUUUGGGGUCAACGGUGAGGGCCCUAACUUCCACACAGCUAACCAGCGCCUGCAGUGCUUUGGUGACGUCAUCAUUCCCAACCCCCUGGACUCGUUUGGUGGCAUGCCCAUGCCUGGCGCCAACGACCAGACAGAGGCACUGCCCCUAGUGGUGAGGAAGACUCCGACAGAGCACCAUCACCAGUCCUCAGCUGUGGGCGCCCACGGGGGCCACCACCACCCCUCCCUGCACCCCUCCUCCCUCUCUGCCUCCAUGGGCUUCAGCCCCCCUUCUUUCCGCCACCCCUUCCCCCUGCCUCUCAUGGGCUACCCCUUCCCAAGCCCCCUGGGCCCACCCUCUGGGGGAUACCCAGGGAAGGACCACUCCACCCCAGACUCCAUGGACCUGUCCAGGGAAACCACCAGCCUGCGGACCAAGAUGUCUUCGGGGCACCACAUGGGGCACCACCACCGGUCGCUAUCUCCCACCCACCCCGGGAGCACCGCAGAGGGGCUCUCCCUGUCCCUCAUCAAGUCAGAGUGUGGAGACAUGAGCGACAUGAACGACAUCUCACCAUACUCAGGCAGCACCGUAUCCUUCACCACACUGAGGGAGGGAGGGAGGGAGGGAGGGAGGGAGGGAGGGAGGGAGGGAGGGAGGGAGGGAGGGAGGACGGGACGUGAGUAG